Molecule: messenger RNA, 840 nt
Organism: Cladophialophora yegresii CBS 114405
Lineage: Eukaryota; Fungi; Ascomycota; Eurotiomycetes; Chaetothyriales; Herpotrichiellaceae
Product: proteasome subunit alpha type-2
Exons: 5
Coding region: 1-840 (279 amino acids)
Biological process (GO): ubiquitin-dependent protein catabolic process
Cellular component (GO): proteasome core complex, alpha-subunit complex; proteasome core complex
Source: RefSeq, a predicted model, not a curated record
AUGGCGGACAGAUAUUCGUUCUCGCUCACGACUUUCUCACCCAGCGGCAAGCUGGUUCAAAUAGAAUAUGCCCUCAAUGCAGUCAACCAAGGUGUUACGUCGUUAGGCAUAAAAGCGACGAAUGGGAUCGUCCUUGCAACGGAGAAGAAAUCCUCAUCCCCUCUGAUCGACCCGCCUUCGCUCUCGAAAGUCUCGCUCAUCACACCCAACAUCGGCAUGGUCUAUAGCGGCAUGGGUCCCGACUACAGAGUCCUUGUCGACAAGGCCCGUAAGGUCUCACACACAAACUACAAGCGCAUCUACAACGAGUAUCCUCCGACGCGGAUAUUGGUGCAGGAUGUGGCAAGAGUGAUGCAAGAAGCGACACAGUCUGGCGGUGUGAGACCGUACGGCGUGAGUUUGCUGAUCGCAGGAUGGGACGACGGCAUCGAGCCGGAGACCAAGGAAGCGAAAGAAGGCGAGACCGAGGCAGAGGCCAAGUUGGCGAGCAGGAAAACUGGCGGCAUUCUGAAGGGCGGUCCCAGCUUAUACCAGGUCGAUCCCAGCGGGAGUUACUUUCCCUGGAAGGCCACGGCCAUCGGCAAGAGCGCGACAAGCGCAAAGACGUUCCUGGAGAAGCGAUACAACGACUCGCUAGAGCUGGAGGACGCUAUCCAUAUUGCCUUAUUGACGCUCAAGGAGACGAUCGAAGGAGAAAUGAACGGCGACACCGUCGAGAUUGGUAUCGUGGGCGAACCCGCAAACCACCUGCUCGGCUACGAGGGUGUCGAAGGAGCAGUGGGUCCCCGGUUCCGGAAGCUCACCAAAGACGAGAUAGAGGACUACUUGACGAAUCUGUAA